UUUUUUCUUCCUCUCCACUUUGUUGGUUGUUUAUUAAUCCAUUUUUGCUAAACUGGGCAACCAAAAUGGGUGUUCCCUCUGUUUUGGCACUCUUGCUUCUAAUUCACCUACUGUUUCUUCAUCACUCUUUUGGGAAAUGUCCAGAGUCUUUCGACUGUGGAGCUCGUGGCCAAAUCAGAUACCCUCUGUCCAACUCCACAUAUCCCCAUUGUGGGCUCUACAAUGUAAUAAAUUGUACAGACCCAGUUCCAAAACUCUCCAUGGGAAAGGAGGGACUGUACAAUGACCUUAUUAGUACCAAUGUCACUGAAAAUUCCAUUAGGGUUAAUGACCCAGAUCUAGGGAACCUCAUUAGGACAAACAACUGUGAUGUUUUUGGGUUUUACUUGAACUGGACUCUUACCCCUACCCUCUCCGGUAUUUCUUUCACAAUAUCACCUGGUCUCACCUUGUUCAAAUGCAUUACCAUAAGCCCUGAACUUGACAAGAAACAAGAUGAGUAUUUUCGUGGCAAUGACAGUUACGGAGGCUGCAGUGGAUACACUGUCUACUAUAGGUAUCCAAAACAUGACCAGGCCUCAAGUAGUGUCAUUUCUUCUCGUAAUUGUUCGGUUUUUGAAUUGCCAGUGGUACCCGAACUCGGGAACCGAAAUGCCAGUGAUUUGUACUCUGUGUUGGCUUCUGAGUUCUCUAUCAGGUUUCAUGUGUCCAAGGAAUGUCAACAGUGUCGACACAAGGGGGGGACAUGUUCUCGUGAUAGAACGCUCUUCCGCUGCGCAAAUGAGAAAGAAGGAAGAAAUAGAUUGCCAUUGAUUCUCGGAACAGUUGUCCCUGCUCUUGGGAUUAUGGUAAUCCCGUUGUUCUACAUUAUCAUCAAGAGACUCUGGAAAAGUGAAUCCGCAUUCUUUUGGAAGAAGAAGACAGAGAACUACCGAAACAUUGAGGCAUUUCUAAAGAAUUGUGGAUCUCUCUCUCUUAAAAGAUACACUUACUCUGACAUCAAGAAAAUUACCAACUCCUUCAAAACUCAACUAGGCCAGGGAGGCUUUGGUUGUGUCUUCAAAGGAAAGUUAGAAAACGACUACCUCGUGGCAGUGAAGGUUCUGAAAGGGUUGAAAGGCAAUGGAGAAGAGUUCAUUAACGAGGUUGCAACCAUUAGUAGAACUUCUCAUGUAAAUAUUGUGACUCUUCUUGGGUUCUGUUUUGAGGGUCGCCAUAGAGCUCUCGUAUAUGAGUUCAUGCCUAACGGAUCUCUUGACAAAUUCAUACAUGAUGGUGGUUCCUUGACAUAUCUCCAGUUGAGUUGGGAAGCAUUAUACCGAAUUGUGGUUGGUAUUGCUCGAGGGUUGGAGUACUUACACCGUGGUUGCAACACACGAAUUUUGCAUUUUGACAUAAAGCCUCAUAAUAUUCUUCUAAAUGAGGACUUUUGCCCGAAGAUAUCUGAUUUUGGCCUUGCUAAACUAUGCCCGCAAAAAGAGAGUAUCAUAUCGUUCACAGGUGCUAGAGGAACAGCGGGCUACAUUGCCCCCGAAGUAUUUAGUAGACAUUUUGGUGGGGUUUCACACAAGUCUGAUGUGUAUAGUUAUGGAAUGAUGGUUCUAGAAAUGGUUGGAGUCAGAACGAACAUUAGUGUCGAGGUUGAUCAUUCGAGCGAAAUAUACUUUCCAGAUUGGGUAUACAAGCGUCUUGAGCUAGACGAAGAACUCGUACUACAUGGCAAUGUGGAUGAUGAGGCCAAUGCAAUCGCAAGGAAGAUGAUAAUAGUUGGCCUGUGGUGCAUACAAACUGCUCCUUCACACCGACCAUCAAUGAGUCGGGUGGUGGAUAUGUUAGAAGGGAGCCUUGAGUCUUUGCAAAUCCCACCUAAGCCUUUCUUGUCUUCUCCUUCAAGAUCACCUGUGGAAUAUACUUCCUCUACACUAAUGUGAUGACAUUGUGGCGAUGCAAAUCUCUGCACUCCCUUCCCAUGAUCAUAAAUGCACGAAAAUUAGGUGAGUUUGUAUCUCUUAUGUGCUUGUUGCAAUAUAUCAAUCAAAACUUGGUGAGUUGUGUAAUCUUUAAACAAGAACUUGUGAGGGCUCUAAUGUGACGAUCAACCUUUAGUUUGUAUGUUUUUAUUCGAUAAAAUUUGUGGCCUAUAAAUUG
This is a messenger RNA of Rhododendron vialii, 2148 nucleotides long. RefSeq names its product LEAF RUST 10 DISEASE-RESISTANCE LOCUS RECEPTOR-LIKE PROTEIN KINASE-like 2.4. Bases 66 to 1931 code for a protein of 621 amino acids. Gene Ontology annotation, biological process: protein phosphorylation. The record is from RefSeq and is a predicted model, not a curated record. The transcript has 3 exons. NCBI's taxonomy places the organism in Eukaryota, Viridiplantae, Streptophyta, Magnoliopsida, Ericales, Ericaceae. Gene Ontology annotation, molecular function: protein kinase activity; ATP binding.